Messenger RNA from Bombus pascuorum, 12772 nucleotides. RefSeq names its product hydrocephalus-inducing protein-like. The transcript is spliced from 62 exons. NCBI's taxonomy places the organism in Eukaryota, Metazoa, Arthropoda, Insecta, Hymenoptera, Apidae. The coding region runs from base 16 to 12747 and encodes 4243 amino acids. The record is from RefSeq and is a predicted model, not a curated record. Gene Ontology annotation, cellular component: axoneme. Gene Ontology annotation, biological process: axonemal central apparatus assembly; cilium movement.
GGAUCUCACAAAAUCAUGCUAAAUAUGUUAGUUAUGGGAGAACCACCGUCAGUAUCAUCCUACGUGGUCAUAACGUGCAACGGGCAAGGGCCCGUAGUUUCUGCAGAGCCAAGUUCCUUGGACUUUGGCGAGGUGAAAGUUCUCGAAGAAAAAACGAUGGAAUUCCAGCUUAUCAAUGAUUCGCCUAUUCCUACUCAGUUUAUCGCGACAUUGAAAAGCAAAGAUUCACUGUGGAGCGUCAGUCCAGAGUCUGGUGAUCUCGAACCGCAUGAAUCGAUGAUCAUAACUGUCAAACUAUGCCUUGUGGACCCUGGGAAAUACGAAGAUAAAAUUAUGCUGCGUGUAAUUAACAGCAGAACCAUCCCUGUAGAUGUCAAAGGAACUGGAUAUGGUUGCAGUGUCGUUUUCGAACCACAGAUAUUCCCAACUUUCGACUGGGGCCUGCUUUUCAGCCAUCAGCAAAUAGAUCGAACAAUAACUCUGACGAACAAGGGGACUCACGACUAUCAAAUGAUUUGGAUAACCGAACCAGAAGUACGAUUUCGACGAGGUCAAAUGCUAAUGUCCCACACCACGAAGUUUCAACUAUAUCCUUCGAUCGUCAAUAUUCCACCGGGAGAAACGAGACAUGUCUAUUGCAAGUUGUUCUGGAAAGCAAACGAGUGCGUGGUAGAAAAAUGGAACGUUUUCGGUCAAUUUCAUGGUAUAGGGAAACGUGAAUUGAUCGGCACGUCGUCUUUCACGGUUACGUUGACAGAACCGCAGAUUCUAUUUAGUAAAAGGAGGCUAACGUUUCGUGUGGACGUGUGCCCCGAGGAAGACAAAUUACAGCAAACAGACGAAUUAUUGGUGACCAAUCAAUCGAAGCUGGACCUUAACGUUCAGCUGUCGGUGAAAGAACCAUUUCAUUUGAUAACCUCUACCGAAGAACACGUGCAAAGUAUGCAGAUUGUCCUGAUCGACGGAGGUACCACGAAAAUUCGCGUUUUCUUUUCCUUCAAUGGUGAAAGCGAGAAUUGUUACUCGAAAAAUUAUUCCGGCGUACUUCGACUGGAAUAUCAGGAGCAUCCCAAUCAGGAUAAAAUCACGUGUAAGGGUUACGUGAAUUUUCCAAACCUCGACAUACAGCCUAGUGAUUUUGUAAUUAACUGUGAGCUGGGCACAAGCGCCGAGGAAAUAUUAACAUUAACCAAUAACGGACCAGUAUCGGUUGUAUAUAAAUUCCUGUGGCUCGCAGAUUCCAUCGAUAUACAACGCGAUUCGGACAUCGUGCCGGAGUGUUCUGGAUGUUCGUCGCGCAAAGUAAAAUUAGAGGCGGAUACAGCCGAGAUGCAAGAGGUCGAGGUAGCGGACGAGGUAGACGAAGACAUUUACACGAGUGACAAGCAAGAAGGAGUCGGAGACGGGCCAUUAGACACGAUACCACCACCUACGAACUCGCCCAUUUCAGAGAACCAGAGCUCGGAAAUUCCUCUUAUAGAGGAAAUUUCUGACAUAGACGAUUGUUUGGUAUCUGCAAAGGAAAUAAGAAACUUUCUACUGCCGAUUGUUGGAUCAUAUUUUAAGACAGACGAAGAUCUGGUUGCGUUAGAGAGCAUGCAGACCGAUCCUCCAAGGAAUCACUAUAUCAAUGAAAUAGAGGAAAGAAUUUUUGAAGGAACAGAUACAUUAGAUAUGGUAGAUAAAGCUCUCUUUUCAGAUCCAGUUCUGAAGAUCGUUCCAAACGAGGGCACGGUGCUUCCGUAUUCUGUGCAACGAGUACACGUAGGAUUUCACGGUUUCGAACGGCUUCAAAUAAAAGCCAUCAUCGUCUGUGAAAUUUUCCGUGGACCCACCGAACGGAUUCAUCUACUCGCUCGCGCAGACGCUAUUCGAUACGCGAUUGACACGAAUGUUAUCGAUUUUGGUCAACAGAUUGGUCACUUGAUGCCCGUCACGAUCGAAGUGAUCGCUUAUGGUGCUUUUCCACAAGUUUACCUGUGCAUUCCUCGAGGAAAAAUGCAUCAAUAUCAUUCCAUCGAGUUAGAAUACUCCGCUAUCCAAUCGUUGACCGAGGAUUUCAUAAUUAAAAAAAUAGGGAACAUCGUAGCCAAGAAGAUUAACGAUUUACUCGAAACGGACAUGGAGAUGUUAGCCGAUAUGAAACACGUGAUCGUCGAACGUACUGCUCACUACUCGGCCAAUGUAAUUAAUUACGGCCCAUGGAACGUGGAAAUGAGAAUGAAAAUGGAGAACAAGAAAGACCACCCGGGAAGAUCUGGCAUCAUAGUACACUUCAGAAAGCAUUCCAAGCUGUUGGUCGGCGAUUCUGCUGUUCUUCAAGUGACCUGGCACCCUACACGAGAAAGAUUUUCAGAGAAAAGCACAGAAGUGAAACAUAUGAUUUACAUAGAGGUAUUAUAUGGAUGCACGAUUCCUGUCACUAUAAAGGGAAUAGUAACUUAUCCGUACGUCACCGUCAAUACUAAGUUUCUGGACUUCCAGGACGUUGUUGUUGGAGAAUGUUUGGUUCUCCACAUUUUGAUCAAGAACGACGGAUUAGUCGAUUGCGAGUGGGAGGCGAGGUUAUCGGACGUUCAUCGUAAGAAGCAACACGAGGAUUAUCCAUUUUACGUGGAGUACGAUACAAAUUACUGUCCACCUGGUCAUUUUGAGAUUGUCCGGGUAUAUUUCAAACCUCGGAAAACGUGUUAUAUAGAGACGAAGUUAAAGAUUAUCGUGAAAAUGAGCCUUGAAACGCAGAUAGUCGCGAUAAGUGGUCGUGGAAUCGAAAAAAGAUUGAACAUAAUCGAACCUACUAUUCAAUUUCUGCCCACUAUUCCGUAUACGAAUAUUCAAGAAGUAGUUUUUACGAUCGAGAACACUUGCAAUUAUCCUGUGGAGUUCUUCUGGCAUCAUUUGGACGAAGUGAAGGAAAUACUGCUGCCACCCAGAAAGCCUGGCGAGUCGAUACCCUGGCAAUUAACGAAAUUUUACAGAGACAUAAUCAACGAGAUGGCUCAGGCGUUAAUUAUGGAGAAGUUAAACGAAGAAGAACUAUUCGAGGGAGAAGUUCAGCUUGAGAGAAGGAGUCACGAAGGAGACACGGGGAAGAAGAGAGAGAGGAUGACCAGGUCGAGCGUAUUGAAGAGGAAAACGAGGAAACGCGGAAGAUCUAUUCAGCAAUCUACGACGAGGAAAAGCAGCGUUCGUGAAUCUAGUCGUCGUGGGAAAAGAAACGAAGUUGUCAGUGACUUGUCUAGCACGGAUUCGGAUAGAAAAGACUGUCCAGACUUUUCAAUUUUGAACGAAACUUUACUGGAAUCCAUUCCUCUACCCACGAGCGAUCCCGAAGAAAUCCAACACAUGCUUUUCUGUUACAUAGACAGCCUUUAUAAGAGUUCAGAUUUCCAAAGUAGAAUGAAAGACCCGGUGAAGGAACUUUUCGAGAAUAUCCAGCGAAAAUCCGACGUGUCGAACAAUCUUCCGGAUCCCUCGAAGCCUGAGAAAAGAGUCUGCGUUAUUUUCCAUGGAGCUCCUUUCACCGAGUAUCAAGAGGUUGCGUGCCGGAGCGCCAGAGUCUUAGAAAUUCCAGUUCUUAGCAUCGAUAAGGCGAUCACGGAAGUUACUGCGCUUGCCGGAAGUCCAUGCUCGAUUCAACUUCGACAGAUCAUCGACGAUGCUUAUGAGACUUACUCGGAGGCUUUUGUGAAACAAAAACAGCGUUUGAUCAGUCAAGACGCUCGUGAAAGCAACGAGGUCGGAUCAGAAUCAACUAGAAGAACAGGAACUUCGAGUAAAAGGAGAAGUUCGCCGAAGGAGAAAUCGUCCAGGACAGGAGGAUCGCCUAAAACCCCGAAGAAAUUGAAAACGUCGAAAUCUACUAAAAUACAAAGUUCAGAUGCGCAGAGAGAAGCAAUCCUUCGACUUCAUGCAGAUCCUGACCCUCUAGUAGAGCUGGAUAAAAUUCCAACCAAUGAGAAACUGGAAAUGUUGGAUGCUUUGAGUAGAUACGAAUAUAAGAUACAAGCUAUUUUCUUACUGCAGAAAAUAGUUGAUCACUGUGAUAUUCAUGACUCGCCCAAAGACAGUGGUGACAGAAGUCUAAGGAAAAAGAAGGAUUCGUUUCUUGGGAUUACUUCCGAAUUAAUAGCUGAAGCUCUUGAAGAAAGAUUAUCCAUGGAGGAUUUCAAGCGAGGUUUCGUUGUACAGAGCUUGGAGUGCAAUUUCCUGCGAAAUAACACGCUCGAAGCUUUGCUUUCCUUGUUACGAAUCGUCGGCAAUAUCGAGUAUUUUCUAUUCGUUACUUUUCUUAAUUCGAUGGCUUGCUACGACACAAGAGUGGAGCAACUUCAAAAGGAAAUAGCGAUGAAAGCGACCGAUCCCAAUCAGAAGAUCCAGGACAUCGACGAGAUGUCGUCGUCCGAAUACGAUCAACUUCCCGACGAGGAUAAGAAGAUGUAUCUGGACGCGAUUCUACCACUUAAAAGGGCUGAAGCAUCGCGUAGGCGAGCUCGAUUCAUCGAAAGAAUGAUGGAACGUACAAAGAGAAAGGAGAGUCGUAGCUACGUUUCAAGCUUCAAGACAACCAAGAAGAAGCGGAACGCAAAGACGACGAGACACGCGACAGCAGCCAGUAACUCGAGGCCAGCUUCCAGUAAACGAGGGACAAGCAAAGCAACGAGAAGUAGAGACAGCUCGAAACGAAGGAAAGAAUCUGUAUCGAGCGAGGUGAAAGAAAUUACGGCGACUAUGGAUCGAUAUUACAAGGAUCUCUCGUCGAUCGAGGCUGUGAUUCGUAAUUGGGAUCCCAUAAAAAAGACGAUAGAAGCAGCUUCUACAACGAAGUCUAAAGCAUCCAGAAGCGCUAGAUCCAAAGAUGUAUCUCCUUUGGAUACAGUUCAAGAGGUGCCUGCAAAUAAUUUUCACAUAUGGUACGUAAGAUCCAGCGAUCCUUGGCAAGAUACAAUGUACGAUCUAGUUGUUGCUAGAAUGAAUGAGAACUUAUUGGCAAGAUCUGCUCUUCCCGUCGAGAUUAUACCAGUACCAGAUCUUCGACCCAAACUUUAUUCCGUCCUCAGGUGGAAAGACGUGAAAAAACGAGCUAAAAGAAUUCUCAGCGACGUCUAUCAAUUGGUUUCCUUGACAUCGAUGCCAGAAAUCUUCUCCGUCAACGAGUCAAACGCAGUGAGCGAAGUGAGCGUGCAAGAGAAUUACAGUAUCGCUAAAAGAAAUCGUAGAAGACGUGGACGUAAAACGAGCAAAACGGAGGAACAAAAAUCAUUGAGCAGAGCGGAAAAUCGUUCUGUGAACGCAUCGACGAUUGGAAGCAAGGACACGAACAACGCGUCAUUUCUGGAAACGAUUCGAGAAGAGUCCUUGAAGCCACGGUGGAUUUUAUUGCCGAGCGAAAGCCAGAGGUUCAAGAUCCGCUUCCAACCGGAAGAGUCGGGUCACUACGAGGAGACGUAUGCGUUGACUCUGUCGGAUGGAAAUUACGUCACCUACGAAGUGAAUGUUACCGGUGUAGCCGAUAUACCGAGGCUGGACAUGAAUCCUAAAACGAUUUUUGCAAGGACUGCAAAUGCUAAAUUGAACGAGACAGAAAGUUCUACGUACUUUUACGACAAAGAGUUGUACGAUUUUGGAUCUCAGCUAGUUCUCAGUAAAGACAGAAGGCCGCAUCGUCUAGAGGCUCGGCUGAAGUUUUGCAACAUUUCCGAGGUGGAGGUGGAGGUUCGCGUCUCACUGACGGAAAACGAUUCCCAGUGCUUCUUCGUUCAGCCCCAGCAACUCCUUAUCGCUCGAGAAACGAAAUGUAUGCAGCGAGGCAGCUGCGCGACUCUGAUCUUGUCGGCCAUCGCUACCAGACUAGGAAUUAUCACGGGAAAGUUGUUCUUGUGCGUGACAAACAACCCAAAAGUCGAAGUGAUCGAGUUGCAAAGCAAAGGUACCAUAUUGGACAUCGAACUGGAUGAGAAAGAGUUGUCCUUCGGUCGCAUACUGCUCUAUCGAAUAGAAUAUCGAACACUGACUAUUAGAAAUAAAACUCCGGUUCCGUUCUUUUGGUAUUUGGAAGCCGAAGAACCUGCUGAUCCACAGAUAACGUUCACGCCUUUCCAUGGAGUGAUAGAGACUCGCAGCGAGCAAAAGAUUGAGUUUUGUUAUCACGCUACCACGGUAGGUGUGGUCCGCAAGAAGGCGAUAAUCUUCAAGGCAUUUCUAGACGAGGACGACAACGAUCCCAUUUUCUACGAUGUCGUAUUAAUAUCUGGAGAAACUUACGACGUCGCAGUGGACAUCAACUACGCGAAUCCUAUCGAUUUGAAAUACAUAAGGGUGAACUUCGCCGCGAAGACGACUUUCUCUAUGAGAAAUCGCGGUGACUACGAGGUGAAAUACGUAAUUACCGUGGAAGACAAGGAGAAAUUGGCGAAAUUAAACUUACCUGCUAAUUUCAAGAAGAAGCUGGAAAUCGAACCAACCACUGGAACUGUUUCACCAAAUCAGGAGAAAACCGUAGAAAUGAUAUUCAAACCGAAGACCGAGCUGACGCUUAAGGAAGCCCCGAUAUUAAAAUGUCAUUUGGUUGACACACAUAAAGAAACUACUAUAAUCGCCGAGAUUCCUCUCAACGUUUCUCUUGUUGCAUAUUACACUAGAUUUCGUAUCAAUCCAUAUCCUGUGGUAAACUUUGGAGCAUUGGCCAUGUGCACCGAGAAGACCAUGUACCUCAAUAUCGAGAACAUUGGAAAAUUUCCAUUACAUUAUUCUAUUCGACUACUGCACAAACAUCCUUCUGUCAUGUACAUGACCAAACCGUUGCCGAAAGAAUUUCCCAAGAAGACGAGCCUGGCGGAAAGAAGAACCACGUCGAAGAAAGGAAAGAAAUCUGCCAGAAGCGUCAAGGCUGAAACCAAAAUCCAUUCGGAGCCAGAGAGAUUGAUAAUAGGCCCAAUUACGAUAAUGAAAACAGAGGGCACUGUAGACGUUGAUCAAACGGACAGCAUCGCCAUCAGCUGUUACCCAGAAUUCGUGGGUUCCCAAGAGGAACAGAUUGUUAUUGUGGUGGACGAUAGCAUUCCCGAAGACAGAGAAGGGAAAACAGUCACGUUAUCCAUGAACUCGUUCAUACCCACUAUCGAUUUCCAGGACCUCGACUCGACGUUUCAAGAAAAUCGCGUGGUUGAUAGAAUUCAAGACUUCGACUGUCCCAAAGAUAUUGGGGCGCACACCGUGUUUGCUCGUCAAGAGAAAUCCCUCUACUUUCGGUAUAUCAACGUACUGAGCACUCACGUAACUUGUUUCAAAUUGUAUAACCGUGGUGUAGUUGCUGCGAACGUAGAAAUUCGCUUGAUGGAAGAAUCUUUGAUGCCAAGUACAGCAAAAUCUAACACGUUUAUCGUGGAACCGACGAACGACCAGAUUCCUCCCAUGAGUCACAAAGUGUUCACAGUGUCUUUUACCCCGCACAUUAUAGAGACGUUUCAAGAAACGUUUCGAGCAGCCGUGGUUUUGCCUUCGCAUCUCGAAGCAGACCAGCUAUUCAUCAAACUGAUAGGAGAAUCUUGCGUGCCGGAAGUGGCGAUUACAGAGCCAGUGCAUGGAGCAAGGGAAAGACCUACUUUGAACUUUCCUCGUACAUUGAUCGACGAGAGCAGUUACAGAUAUCUCGCUUUGGAAAACAUCGGAUUCAUUAAGGCGAAAAUCAUCGUGAAGAUCGACGAUGAUUUGAAUAACGUGUUCCUCUUUUCCGCUUGCUCGGAUACGCAGCAUUUACUGCAAAUUUGGGAGGAUUACUGCGAUGAGCCACGCGAUCGAUGUAUCGUAGUUCGUUUGGCACCUGGAAAUGUAGCUCGCUUCAAAGUAAUCUUCGCUCCGACUAAAAUCGGGAAACAUCAUGGAAAAAUUCGUUUGCACGUGAUCGAUAAUCCGUACGAGAAUAUGUCGACUAAUUUGGAAGGCGAGUGUUACGUGGAGCCGAUCGUUCUGGACGGCUUGCAAUUCGAGGAGAAUAAACGUAAAGUCGUGACCGGAAAUCACAAGGUCCGGAGAGUUUCGUCCAAGCAGAAUUCAUUGGUUUCAGCUUCGAGCAAUUCGAUGCACUCUGCGUCUCUGACCUACAUUCUCGACUACGGACUUUGUUUCGUUAGCAAAAUGUACAAAAAGACAUUCAAGAUUGCCAAUAAAUCUACGGAUCGAUGGUUUCGUUUCCAAUGGAGUGCACAUCCGCGCGUUGUGUUCGAGCCAUCUAUUGGACAUAUCAAGUAUCUCACGUGCAAAGAAAUCGUUGUUACUUUUCUGGCACCUGAACCUGCGAAUUACGAGAACAUUCGGAUCGAGUGUUUGAUAUGCGAAAUUCUGGUAGAAUAUUCAGAACACGAGUUAGUAGGUUGGGACGAUAGACAGACGGAGGUGCGUUGGGAGCGGAUACAUCAUGAUCUGAUGGAUCGAUUAAGCAACAUAAACUUGUUACUGAAGAAAAUCGUGGAACCAACCAUCGAGGCAAAGCACGAAAUUUUAGCUGGAACGAACAGAUCGAUUCAUCUCCUAUUAAACGCCGUUGUUGCAUUUUCGGAAUGUUCGUGCACUGUUCAAGAAAUUUGCUUCAACGAUACGCUGAUGUUUCAGACCAGGGAGUACAAAUUCUUCCUAUCGAAUCCAGGGAUCGUAGAUACGAUGUUCGCCUGGAAGAUAAACAUGGACGAACAGUAUCCGAAGAGGUACAUAGGGGACAGUUCGAACGUGACUUCCAGACCGAGAACCGCGGAGGAAACCCGCACCCAGCAUUCGAGAUCAUCUAGGGGAAUCUUCUCCGCAACAAGUGAACUCCGUCGCAGAAAUUUCGGGCAGGAUGAAUCGAGCGAUGGGGUCAACACGAAUAUUUUGUCACGACGAUGCAUGUCUUUCGUUUCCGAUAGCGUCGAUAUGAAAGAUGCUUCAAGCACGAAACAAUCGGAUCUGUUCAGCAGUACCGCAGGAUUAUCGGGAAGAACCACCGACAGUUGGUUAGAAGGCGACGAUCUGCCUUUUGUAAUUUAUCCCGAGACAGGAACGAUAUCACCCGGACAAUCUGUGGAAUGUACAUUAAAAUUUUCACCCAAGGAUGUAUUUUAUUACAAGGCAUACCUUACGUGCAACAUAGAAAAUCAGGAAUCGAAGCAAUCGAAUCCGAUAAUUCCCAUCGUAGCAAGAAGUUUGCUGCCUUAUUGUCACUUCGACGUACAGGAUAGCGACUACGUAACCAGUGGAAGACGAGAUCCAUCGCUACCUGGUCCCUUGGGAUAUGAAAUAGACGAUCCCACUUUGUGGCAGAACAUCAGGGUAAUCGAAUUUAAAGUGGUUGGCGUGGCCGGGACUCAUGUGAAAAAAUUCCACCUGAUCAACCCCACUGUAGACGAUUAUUAUUUCUCGUGGACGAAUCGAUCGCCUCUUGGACCAGGCGAGAUAUCGAAUUUUCAUUGCGCGGUGACCGAGGGUGUUGCCGAACGUGGAAAACGUACCGAUCUGGCUUUCACAUUUUUGGCAGAGAACGUCGGCGUCUUCGAAUCAUUCUGGCUCUUUUCCAUCGAUAGAUACAAUCUGGAGUGCCUUUUCCUGCUUGUCGGCAUCGUAACCGAACCGUCGGUGUACUGCCUCACGAUUCACGUGAAACUCAAGCCAACGAUCUUAGGAUUCAACGUUAGAGAUUCGUUGAAAAUAUUGAACAACGAGGAUUUUCAUAUACCGUUUAGCGUGUUAGAGGAAUCUCUUCAUUCCGAGGGUAAAUUUCAAAAGCUUACCGUAACUCCGAUGACUGGAACUCUGAUCUCGAAGAGCGAGCAACAUUUCUGGGUCGAGUAUCAUCCAACUCAGGUCGGUGAAUUCCACUUUUCCAUUCAAUGCGCCGUGAAGCUGAUGAAAAAUCCCCUUACCAUGUUCGUGACCGCCUCCGUUUACGAUAUCGUGUCCUCGGUUUCGUAUUGCAAGCUCAACGGCGAAAUCGUGCGAGCUUCCGAGAGUAAGGAGAACGUCAUCGACCUGGGCAAGAUAAUGCCCGAAGUACCGAUUAAUCUCAAGUUCGACAUAACGAAUGCGUGCAAAGUAGCGUUCUACUACGCUUGGGAGCUCGGUAUGACGCCAGAAAUUUCCUGCAGAAACGCGUAUAGCGUGACCACGUCUCAGAAGCAGGGCCAUGUGACCAGCGAGGAUCGAACCGCCUGUUACCUGACCCUGACAACGUAUCAAAAAGUUACGAUAAAAGAUCAUUGCGUUCUUCUAAAGAUAUCCAAUGGUCCCACUUACAAAUUCAGGUUGAAAGCUACGUCCAGAAAACCUGCUAUCGAAUUCAGCUUCAAUCGCUACGAUUUCGGACCUUGCUACAUUCAGGAACACAAUGCAAUCUCUUAUUACGCGGAGCUUCGUGUAACAAACUCCGAUGAUGUAGCUUUUAUAAUCGAAUGUAAAUUCGAAGAACAACCACACCUCUCCAUCGACCUAAAUUCGAUAUCAGAAGCGCUGGCUGCACGCUCUACGAUCACCAUACCGAUCGUUUUUCGACCAUUGAAGGAGAUUAAGUACCACGAAUGUUUGGUGUUCACGAUCAACUCGGCAAACGAGAAGAGGAUAACGAUUAUUGGCGAGGGCAUCGGCUAUAAACGUCGGUAUUCUGCGUUACACUUUGUAAGUGUUUUUCAGGUUCGUUUGGUGAACCCUCGCGACCAAUCGAUAGAUCUUGGUAACGUUCCCGCCCGCAAGAGCGUCGUAAGGAAGAUUCCGGUGAUAAACGAAGGUUUGGCACCGCUUGAUCUGAGAUUCGGGAUCAUGAAGUACCUAACUGGCUACGACGAGUACCGCGAAAGUCAGAGAUAUUGUGACCCGUCGGAUGACGAGAGGGAAAUGGCUCGGGCAUCCAUUGUAGAGAUCAAGCGUUCCUGGACUAUGGAUCAGAGGUUUGCAACCAGGGAACCGAAACUUUCGGACGUUCUGAAGAUCGAACCAUCGUCGAGCGUAGUUUUGAAGCCGAAUAAGAGGGUCAACGUGUUGGUCACUUUUAAAUCUCCAUCGAGGAUGAGAUCGUUCGACGUUAAAGUGGCCUUUCAAUCGUCUUCCAUGAUCCUGCCAUUGUUUUCGGUGCGUGGAAGUUGCGUAGGAGCAGAGUUUCGAUUAAAUAGGAACCAUAUUCCUUUUGGUACUGUAGUUCAGGGUUGUACGGAAGAGUCUAAGGUGAUAUUAAUGAACACCGGAGAUUUGGGCUCCAGAUUCAAGUGGAACACAUCGAAAUUGCCGAAAGAUUUCCAAAUUACUCCUAUGUCCGGUUACUGCUCGGCCGGUAUGGAUGUCAGUUUCACGGUGAAGUUCCAACCCCCUGAGCAGCGUAACUUAAUUGAGGGUGAGGCAGUAAUGGAGAUUGAGAAGUACGAAUCUUUGAGGGUUAAAAUUAGCGGAGCGUGCUGCAAACUACCUGAUCCGAUCGAAACGAUCGCGUUCGAGUGUUUGGUACGAGGAAAGCAAACUCGAUCCGUGAUUAUAACGAACGAUUCGACCCAUACCUGGAAGUUGAAGGUUGAAGUAACCGGAGAUUACUUCUCCGUCGACGAAACGUUACAAGUUCCUUCGCAACAAUUUGCUCCUUGUAUUGUCACAUAUUCACCCCUGGUCAUGAACUCUGAAAACACUUUGCAUAUGGUAGAAAGUCAACCGAUAGGAACGCUGGUGCUGAAAUCCCAGGACGAAAACUUAUAUUUGUUAUAUUUUCUUCGUGGCAGAAGCUUGCCACCUAGAGUUACCGAGAAGAUAAGCCGUCAAUUCCCCGCGAAAACGAGUUUUUCGAAUAUAAACCUCUUACCGUUUCUCGUUCUUCGUGGCCAGAUUCCUCUAUAUAGCUUCGUAGGUAACGAAAGAAUCGACGUUCCACCGAACAGUCAGCGAGAUUACCGAGCAGUGUUUUAUUGCUACGAGAAAUGGAACUUUUAUUUCAAAGUAACGUUCACCAAUAUGGAGAAAGAAUAUCAAUUCUACGAGAUAGAGUACGAAGUAACAGAACCGGAAGUGAUCGAAUCGAUCAAGUUGGCAACCCCUGCCCGAUCCCAGAUUUGUUACGCUUUGAAACUGGAGAAUCCCCUCGAACGUGAAACGAUCAAAUUUACAGCAGAGUGUCUUCAUCCAUUUGUCACUGUUACCAAAGUGUCAAAGAUCGUGCAACCACUAUCGCACGAGUAUAUUACUAUAAUAUAUCAUCCAACGAUACCAUUCAUCACCGACGUUGUCACGUUAAAUGUUGAUUCCGAAAAGCUGGGCCGAUUUCCAUACGAAUUGCGAUUGAAGGCCAGUCCUGCUCCUCCAGAGAAAACCACGCGUGUCAAUGCGGCUUUGGGAAGCAAUUACGCGUUUUCGCUUCCUGUGAGAAAUUUCACUCGCGAGAAUGCCAUAUUUUUGAUACACGUAGAUAGUGAGUGUUUCGCGUGUCCGAAAAAUAUUCAAGUGAAUGAACUAAGCGAGGGUAUAAUCGACGUAAUUUAUGAGCCGUACGAUGUUGAAAAUGCCACUGCUACGUUGAUAGCAUCUUCAGACACUGCCGGAGAAUUUAUCUUCCCUUUGAUCGGUUCUUGCUCCUUGCCAAAGCCUAUGGGUCCUUACGUGAUCGCUCGAAGCUCUCCAGCUUUUAUAUCUUUCAAAAAUGUCUUCAGAGAAACAAAGACCUUUGAUUUUAUCGUCGACGUUGCUGAAAUCUUCACAGUGGACACUGCGUCAACCACGUUAGAUUCUAAACAGGUGAUUUUUAAUUAAAAUCGUCUCGGACCUUUAAUCCGAA